Molecule: messenger RNA, 5321 nt
Organism: Pararge aegeria (speckled wood butterfly)
Lineage: Eukaryota; Metazoa; Arthropoda; Insecta; Lepidoptera; Nymphalidae
Gene: mor
Product: SWI/SNF complex subunit SMARCC2
Exons: 20
Coding region: 114-3014 (966 amino acids)
Biological process (GO): positive regulation of DNA-templated transcription
Cellular component (GO): SWI/SNF complex
Molecular function (GO): DNA binding; histone binding
Source: RefSeq, a predicted model, not a curated record
UGAAGUGACGCUGAGAUGCUUUCUUUUUAGUUACAAAAAUACUCCAGUUUAAUAGAAAUAACUGAUUAAUAGAAGUUUAGAAUCUCAGGAGUGAUACGUAUUGCUUUUCUACAAUGACAACUUUAGGCCCUAAAAAGGACGGUGCUCCGAACAUAGAGUUCUUUCAAUCACCGGAGUCUCUAACACAAUUCGACCAAAUUCGUGUUUGGUUGCAGAAAAACUGUAAAAAGCAUGUACAAACUGAUCCACCAACUAAAGAAGGCCUGGCCCAGCUUGUUAUACAGCUCAUACAGUAUCAAGAGAACAAGUUAGGGAAGCAUAUUAGUGACCCUCCCUUUAUGAGGCUUCCAAUGAAAGUGUUCAUGGACAUGAAGCCGGGCGGGUCCCUGUGUUCGGUGCUCGCCACCAUGUUCCGCUUCAAGUCGGAGCAGCGGUGGCGCAAGUUCGACUUCCAGGUCGGUAAGAAUCCAUCUCGGAAGGACCUGAACGUACAGAUGAUGAUGGACAUCGAGUCGUCACUGUUGAGCGCGGAGGUUAUACGUUCGCCAUGUGUAUUUAUACGCUCUGACGUCGACAAAGCCACUGCAAAUAAAGUUAAGGACAUAAUCGUCAAUCGCCAGGGAGAAAUAUGUGAAGAUGAAGAAGAGGCAUCGCAUAUAAUCUACCCGACGGUAGAUCCUCUCGAAGAGGAAUACGCGAGGCCGGUGUUCAAACGCGGAAACAACGUGUUAGUGCACUGGUACUACUUCCCCGAUAGCCACGACACUUGGGCCCAGGCUGAUUUACCGAUCGAUGUACCGGAAACUGUAAGCUGGGAAUGCAACCGUGCGGAGCCGUGGCGCGUUUCGGCCACGUGGGCUCUCGACGUGCCACAAUACAACGAGUGGAUGAACGAAGAAGAUUAUGAAGUCGAUGUUAAUGGCAAGAAGAAGGUACAUAAGCUGCGUCUAUCGGUUGAUGACCUAAUUCCCGGGGCGGAACCUUCUAAUAAAGGCAAAAAAGGCAAAAGGAAGCGUUCGCCUUCACCGCCGCCUCAGAAACACGGCAAGCGUAAAAGUCGUAUGACCAAGCGUCGUGAUAAUGAUGUCGAAGAUGAAGAAGAUAACGCAUCAAGAGAUAACACAGACGUGGCUCCCACACCUGAAGUUGAACGCCCAGCUGAACCGCCCGCACCUGCCCCGGUUCCUGCCGCUGCAUCAACGAGCACAGCGGCACCCGCAGUGACCACGGAGCCUCCGCCCCCGCCCGUGCCCGAAGCGCCCACGACCCCCGCGCCCGCGAUGGACGCCCACGACGACUCGCAGGGAAAGCACAGCGACUCCAAUACACAGGAAAUGCUUAUCAAAGAAGAGCUAGAAGACAACGUGACAGAUCAGACCCACCACAUCGUGGUGCCGUCAUACUCUGCCUGGUUCGACUACAACUCCAUACACACCAUCGAGAAACGCGCGUUACCCGAGUUUUUCAACAACAAGAACAAAUCCAAGACGCCCGAGAUUUAUCUGGCCUACAGGAACUUCAUGAUUGACACUUACCGAUUGAAUCCCACGGAGUACUUAACGAGUACAGCAAGCCGGAGGAACUUGGCGGGUGAUGUUUGCGCCAUCAUGAGAGUGCAUGGCUUCCUCGAGCAGUGGGGACUUGUCAACUACCAGGUGGAAACAGAAUCUCGCCCAACAGCAAUGGGACCACCGCCAACGUCACACUUCCACGUGCUUUCUGAUACACCGUCGGGCUUGCAGCCGUUGCAGGCCAGACCAACGCAGCCGAGACCAGUCGAAAACGCAGCCGUACCCAAGGUUGAAGCUGGUCUGCCGAAUGGAACGGAAGCCGGGCCACCGAUUAAACCCGAACCGCCCACAGUCAAGGCAGAACCGCUUAUUGAGCUUGGCACCACGCCUGGCCUUAAAUUGGAUCAGUACCGAGGCGGCGCUCGUGGUCGUGAAUGGACUGAACAAGAAACGCUGUUAUUACUCGAAGGAUUGGAGCUACAUCGCGAUGACUGGAACCGCGUCGCGGCACAUGUGGGGUCGAGGACUCACGACGAGUGCAUCCUGCAUUUCCUACGCCUACCAAUUGAGGAUCCCUACUUGAAUGACACGUCUGCCAGUGGAGUAUUAGGUCCACUAGCGUACCAGCCGAUACCGUUCAGCAAAGUUGGCAACCCUGUGAUGAGCACUGUCGCAUUCUUGGCGUCAGUUGUCGAUCCGCGUAUCGCUUCCAAAGCCACGAGGGCUGCGAUGGACGAGUUUGCUGCCAUUAAGGACGAAGUACCGGCGGCAAUGAUGGAAGCGCACGUAAAGGCUGCGGGUGCGCACGGACCCGCCGCGGCGUUGGCAGCUACCGGGAUCGCAGGAACCGCCCCGCCGCCAACCGCCGGCCCACCCGCACCUGGGACCCCGUCUCCAGCACCCGCACCCGAAGCUAAGAAAGAAGGCGAGGUUAAAGCGGAAUCAAUGGAAGUUGACGGGGAAGGUGAAGUCAAGGUAAAGGACGAACCUGCUGAAGCGGCGUCGACGGAAGACGCCAAAGAGAGCAAAGAUGAUGCAACGCCACCACCAGAAGCCACAGCAGCAGUAGACACGAAGCUGCAAUCAGCAGCCGCCGCAUCGUUAGCGGCAGCGGCAGUCAAAGCCAAGCACUUGGCGGGAGUUGAAGAAAGAAAGAUCAAAUCACUAGUGGCACUUCUAGUUGAAACGCAGAUGAAGAAAUUGGAAAUCAAGUUGAGGCAUUUCGAGGAGUUAGAAGCUACGAUGGAAAGAGAGAGAGAAGGUCUGGAGUAUCAGCGGCAGCAGUUGAUUCAAGAGCGUCAACAGUUCCACUUAGAACAGUUAAAGGCUGCUGAGUUCCGUGCGAGAAAUCAUGCCAUCCAGAGGUUACAGGCGGAGACUGGUGUGAGUGUACCAGGCCCCACAGCAGCGGGUGCGGGGACUGCGACGACGGUAGCGGGGCCCGUGGGGGAAGCCCCGCCCCCAGACGCCCCACCACAGGUCGUUCCGCCUCACCACGCUUAGACGAUUACAAACAAGCAUUCUUAAUACACCGUUUCAAACAAUCAACACGUUUUCCACACACAAUUGCAAAACUUCGAUCAAUAAUAUACUAGAUACUCUGUCGUUAAAAAGUUUCCGUACAAAAUAAUUGGUCAAAUAUUUUUAAUAGUUAAUGUAGCAUUUGAGUAUGCAGACCACUUACUAGAUUUUGUAGCAUCAAUGGACGCGAGCUAACUUGUUAGGGGUAUGCCACAACAAUCAAUUAUCACCCAAAAAUAGUUAACCUAUUUUCAAGACUCGAAUUAGCCAACAUUUUUAAGAAAUAUGUCGGCAAAUUAUGACGAUUUUCUAUCGCAGCCUUAUAAAUACCAUACUAAAAAAAUAAUCGCGAUAAAUAUAAAUGGUCCCAAAUUUUGAUAAGUUUGCUUGCAAAAAGGCUUCAAUUUGUGUUCCUACCAUCCUAAAACUGUAAAAUACGCAAUCUUAUUAUAUAUUAAAUCAAUAUCAAUCUUAUUUGGACUAAAUAAAACAUAAUUCAACAUUCUUAAUAUACAUAAAAGUAUAAACAGAAAACUCUGUCUGUUAGUUUUGUAUGUGAACUGUAUAUCUAGAACAUUAUUGAUCGAAGCGUGUAGAACUCAUGUUUUCUUUUUUAUACUAGAGUAAUCAGUGUUGAACAAUUUCGUUCGCAUGUUAACAAGUUUAUGCAUUUACCGAUAGCACGAAUAAUUAACUUUAUCGCGAAUAACACUUCUAGAUGUACUUGCGUACUUUUACGAUGGCAAUGAGCUCUUAAUACUGUGACUGUAUUUAAUUGACAUAAAAAGAGUAGUGGCGUGUACUUUUUAAAGGCAGAAAAUCACCAUAAACCGACCGCUACAAUAUUGUGUUUCUGAAAUCGGCUGGUUGGUCAUCUAAAACAUAUAGACAAUCCAACAAAUUUGUACCUACACAGGAUAAAAAAAAAUUAAAUUUGGCGUAACAUAUAUUAACAAACUUUAAAUUAACAUACUGAUUUCAAAUAUUCAUCAUUCCUUAAUAGGGCAUAUAAUUUUUUUUUUCGUUAUCGCAAAGUAACCCAAAGUCAAAGUUACGUCGUCACCACUCAGGAACAUUCUUCUUUCAACGGCCAAACUUAACCUACCCUAAUUGGAAUAAAAUAUUUUUGCGUAAUAAAAUACUUGUCCUAUCCGCGACUUUGCCCGUUUAUACUAUUCGUACACCAAUUCUAUCAAUGCGAAAUUUUCUUAGUAAAAGGAGAACCAACAAACGGUUUUUCCGGAUAAAAAGUAUUCUGUUCGCUAUUCAAAUAACAACAUUAAAUUGUCUGUCUUUAUCAUAUAUUGUGAUAAAAUAUGUUUAUUACCUUAUUAAAAUACCAUUAGAGUAAUUUGAGUUCUUGAGAAUAUUUGUCAUCAAAAUAUCCUGUUCUAUUUUUCCGAGAACAUUUUGUUGGUGGGUAUUUGAUAUGUUUAACCCAGCGCCAAUGACGCUGGGUAAAUAUUGACUAAGGAAAGCAUAAAGCGGGUGUAUAUUUUUUUACGUUAACCUAACGAUUUCGUAGCUGGAGAUUUGCCAAUGGGACUGUCCCUUUGGCAAAAUCACUCCAAUAAACCGUAUAACGCGGCCUAUACGGUCCGUCAAGAAAUAAAACAUUAAUGACUCACGGUCAGUUUGUGGCGACAUAUUUUUAUAAUACUGUUUUCUUUCGUUUAUUGCUGUUGGUCGUUUCUGUAACCGUAUAGAGUUUUUAUGUACAUCUGUAAACAUAAAAGCCCCACACGGGUAAUAAUAAUACAACACUCACGAAAAGGCGAUAUUUACUCAAAACGUUUAGUCGUUAAACGAACAUUUACAAACUCGAAGUUAAUUUUAACAUGUAUUAUUGAGAAAACCAAUCAAAGUUUUGUGUAUCGAAUAUAUCGCUAUUAUCUUUAGUUUUUUUUUUUUUAUUUAAUAUAUAAGAACUUAUGGAAAAAACUAAGACAAAUAUUUUUAUUUUGUAAUAAUUUGUUAACAUUAGCGGGGUCAUAAUGACCCGGUGUCAUCGCCCGCGUAUUUAUUUACAUGUCAUGUGCGCCGGGUUAAAUUAUGAUAUAAAAGUAUCGUGUUUCACAACAUCUUAUGAUAAACGUCACUAAUUAUUCAUAUAUCCAUGUUUUUGUUUUCGUAGAAAUACAAAAUUACCCUUUAAAAUUAUUUAUGAAUUUAUACUGAUGAUGUAACUAUAAGGAUAAAUACCUGUUAAGUAUAGUUUUAAUUAAGUUAAUCUAGCGUAGGAUUUACCGGUACGUCAUAUUUUAUGGAAUAAAAGGUAUGGAACCCGAA